Zootoca vivipara (common lizard) is the source of this 5463-nucleotide messenger RNA. RefSeq names its product solute carrier family 16 member 6 (gene SLC16A6). Lineage: Eukaryota; Metazoa; Chordata; Lepidosauria; Squamata; Lacertidae. Gene Ontology annotation, biological process: monocarboxylic acid transport; transmembrane transport. Gene Ontology annotation, molecular function: monocarboxylic acid transmembrane transporter activity. The record is from RefSeq and is a predicted model, not a curated record.
GCAGGCGGGAGCAGCCCGCCCCUCCUCCGCUGCAAUUGCAAAGCCGGACCCGGCGCGCACAUGGCGCUGCUGAGCUGCUGUUGCUGCCGCGCGCGCCGGGUCCGCCGGCAGAGACCGGCUCGAGCCGGUAUAAAAAGCUUGAGCUCGAGCACGGCGGCAGCACUGCCGCAGUUGCAAAAGGGACCGGGCGGAGGAGAGUCAGGUUGGCGGGGUGCGGAAGAGGGAGCCCGCCUAGCUAGCUGGCAGACAGGCAGGCGAGGAGCGGCGCGGCGCCCCAGAGGGACCCCCUUCUCGAAAAGCGAGGCGCGAACGGUGCACCCCGCUGGGUAUGGGGCAGCCUUGGCACCAGCGGAGAGAGCCUUGCGUCGGGUAACGGGGGUGGGGAAGCAGCGACCUGCUCCUCUCUUCCCCGCCGAAGCGAAGCGGGUCUGUCUGAGGCACAGGGUCCACCCUCUCCAAAAGGGGUCUCGAAGCUGAGGCGGCAGAAGGGUUGCGUGUUCCUCCCAGGCCACCUCAGCAUGUUACUGACCGGGUCAUAGGCCAAAGUUGCACUUCUCUGCAGCUCGGGGAGGAAUUUUUUUUUUCCUUUCUCGGUUUCCUCUGCCCAAGUUGCAGCUGCAGCAUCUACCGACUCGGUUAAAAAUGACUGUCAAAGCAUCAAGAAUGUCAUGCCUUGCCCCCAAUGUUUAUACUAAAGUGCCUGAUGGAGGAUGGGGCUGGAUUGUGGCUUUUGCUUUCUUCUUUGUGGAAGCCCUGACAUACGGCAUUAUCAAGUCUUUUGGAGUCUUUUUUAUAGACCUAAUGGAAAGUUUUGAUGAAAGCAACAGCAGGAUAUCAUGGAUUAUCUCAAUAUGCGUUUUUGUACUAACAUUUACAGCUCCUCUUUCUACAGUACUGACUAAUCGUUUUGGUCAUCGCCUGGUGGUGGUGAUUGGAGGUUUACUGAUCAGUACUGGGAUGGUCACAGGCUCCUUCGCACGCAGUGUUGUCGAAAUGUACAUCUCCAUUGGCGUAGUCUCAGGCUUAGGAUACUGCCUUGCUUUUCUGCCUACAGUCACCAUUCUUUCACAGUACUUUGACAAGAAGCGUUCAUUGGUCACAGCGGUAGCUUCCACAGGAGAAUGCUUUGCUGUCUUCUCUUUUGCACCAGCUAUCACUGCUUUGAAGGAGCACAUUGGCUGGAGGCACAGCCUCCUGUUGGUUGGCCUAAUGCAGCUUGGAAUUGUGGCCUGUGGAUUCUUGCUGCGGCCCAUCAUAAUCAAAGUGCAGGAAGAAGUGAGAGUGUCGGCAGCAGAAGAGCAGAGACAGACAAAGUACAUGCUUGAAAAUGAACAGACACGCACCUCCAUAGAUUCCAUUGACUCAGGAGUAGAAGUAACUACCUCACCUCGCAACACGCCUAGAGAUGCCAAAUCGGAACUGAAAAGUGAGGGACCACCAAAGGAAAUCACAGAGGUGCUCAUAGAAGCUAGUAGCAUCCCUGCCAAGGAACCAAAACCUCAACUCCUAGACUUCUCUGUGAUGAAAGACCAUGGCUUUAUUUGUUACGCACUUUUUGGUUUAUUUGCUACUCUGGGAUUCUUUGCUCCUUCCCUAUACAUCAUUCCACUUAGCAGGAGCCUUGGAAUAAACAAGGACCACUCUGCAUACAUACUCUCAGCGAUGGCAAUUGCCGAGGUCUUUGGCAGAAUCAGCGCCGGCUGGGUCCUCAACAAAAAGCCUAUCCGAAAAAUUUACAUUGAACUCAUCUGUGUCAUUCUGCUGGAUAUUGCCCUCUUUGCCUUCCCUUUUGCAUACAAUUUUUGGGGACUAAUGAUAUGUAGCAUUUACUUUGGGUUCAUGCUUGGGACAGUGGCAGGCACACACAUCCCUAUGUUGGCUGAAGAUGACGUCGCCGGCAUAGAGAAGAUGUCUUCUGCUGCGGGAGUUUACGUAUUUAUUCAAAGUUUAUCAGGGUUGGCUGGACCGCCUCUUGCAGGUGUGUUAGUGGAUACCACAAAGAACUAUAGCUCUGCCUUCUAUUCUUGUGCUGUUGGGAUGCUGCUGGCUGCCGUGUUCCUUUCUUUAGUGAGGCCUUGCAAGAAGGUACGUCAAAGGAAGAAGCACCCAGUAGAAGAGAAUGUGACAAAGCCUUUGCAGGAAGUAGUACCAGAAGACUUUAUAGAGCCUGAUCUUGGAAAAAAUGAGGAUUCUUCAAGAAGCAGUGAAAGCAUGGCCUGAAUAUUUUUUUACACUUACACACACACAGAGUUUAGAUUGGGGGGCAAAGCACGUCAGCCCUGAUCCACCUUCUCAAAUCUACACUUUAAAGGGAAUGCAAAAUCAUAAAUGUGAACAGAUGCUAUCAACCCUUUCAGAAAGAUUUGUUAGUUUUUUUGUAUAAACACCUCAAAUUCUGAUGCCCCCCCCCAUCAUUGACCUCCAUUAAGCGCACUCCUACCUAGCAUGAAGUUGUGGUUCAAAGUUAUCAUAUUCCCCAUUCCAAAAUCACGGGGAAGAAACCAACAUUAGACGAAGAACGAGGGUGUGUCUUGUAACAAAACAAGUUAAUUUGAACUUUUUAGUUGUUUUAAAAUCAGGUUAGAGUAGAUACUAAUUUCAGAGAAUGGGGGGGGGUGGUAAAGGGGGUUGAGCUAAAUGAUAUAUCGAAGAGAAUUGACAGGGUUUUGUUUUUAAAACUUGUUUGAACUCCAAAUAGGUUGGGAAGUUGGAGGUUACUAUUCUAUUUUUAUGGCCAGUUAUUGUGGAUAUUUCAUGGGACCAUUAUCUUUCCAGAUUUAACACUUAUACGGUCCAACCCUAUGUAUUCAGAACUCUUCAGUGCUUUCAAUAGGGCAUAUAUAAAAGUGGGCAUACAAACUGCAACCUUAGAUCUGGAAUCCUGUGCUCCCUUAAUAGUUUGGACAGGGUCCCUAUGAGGUAGAACUGGGCCAGACAUGGAUCUACUGGAUUCUAAAUUGGCCUGUUUUGCAGAGAGGGGCUUGAGCUCGACCCCUCUGCUGGACCCUUCUGGAGUUGGCAUACCCAAAAAGACCUCCCCCCCAAAAAAUGGUCCUCUUCUUCCACCCCCAAACUGGCAGGGCAAAAGACUACUGCUCCAGCCCUUCCUGGUCCCUCAUUAAGAUUUCCCAUCUCAUUGAAAUUCAGUGGGGAUUCCCUCUGAGCACGGCUGAAGUCAUGUUCUCUUUUUGGUAGUUAGAAUGAUAAACCAACUUGAUUGCAUUUUUUAAAAAAAUAUAAAAUAAAAUUACCUAUUUAUUUUAAGACUAUUAGACAAUGUCUGUAUGGGCAAGUGUGUGGGGGGGUAGGGGGUUAACACUUUUCACAGGUAUUUUAAAUGCAUUGAUAUUUUGUAAAACUUGAUACGGUUUUUUUUUAAGGUAUAGGUAGCAGUGUUAUCUGUUAUUUUCGAGACAAACAAUUUUAAAAAACAAAAAAACAAGGCAUGCAAACAUGCUGUUCUUGAAUUCAGUCCUGAACAGGAAUCGUAGUUGAGUAAAACUGAACCCAGUGGUUAAACGAUUUGCUGGAUCUAGUGAGAGAAUUUUCAAGACAAUAACUUAUUUUUACUGUAUGUUGGUUGUUUUUCAUUUCCUUUCCCCCCUUUUUUUUUUUGUACGUUGUGAAGCAGACCUUCAGCUUUCCCAGUGAGUCUCCCUACGCCUGUAGGCUUGAGCCAGGCUUGCACCAAAGUAUAUAGGCUUCACAUUCUCAGGUGGUGCAAGGCAUGUUCAAGCCUACAGGCACUGCCUUGUAUGGGGCCUUGAACUGCAUGGCAGCACUGACUGUGUGUGUGUGUGUGUGUGUGUGUGUGUGUGUGUGUGUGUGCCAUACAGCCCAAAGUGCUGCCAUUUGCAAGACUGAAAGCUGUCCCUGUAUUGAGCACUCAUGACCACACACAUGGCAAUCAUCAACUCCAUGCAACUCAUGAGCCCGUAAGCAGGCACACCAGGGAUCACGUGGAGCCAACCGUUAUGAACUGGGCCUUGGAGUCUCAUGUGUUUGUGAAUGUUCGCAAUGGCUAAAUUCUGCACACGGAUCACUAAAGCAAAAAGAAACUUGCAGUGUCAUUCUUAUUUUAAAUUUAACAAGUGUACUCAACAGCUGCCACAGGCAUGAGUAUGCCACCACCCUGGAUGCUCAGUUAGUCACAGAGUUGGGUUUGCUUCCCAUUAACACUCAAUUAUGUGUAAAGAAAGAAAAGGAUUAUUAUUAUUUUAAAAAGGCAACAUGUCAGCUGUUCACUUACACUCAAUAGAUAACUAUCAGUGGUAACACAAGCUUGCUUGUCCCACUUUUACGCGUCUUUUUUUGUCAAUGAGACAACUCAGGGGGACGAAAUGAGAAAAUAAAAAUGUUUCUUUUGGUCCUGGAUACGCACAGUACAGAUUCAAAUGCUUCUCAGUAUUUAAGUAGGAGUGGCAUUGUAUGCUGACUGCUCUGCUAAGAUGCUUAUGCAUUGUCAGCCAUAGAAAUGAGGGACAAUCUUGAUUUUAAAAGAGAAACCACUGGCACCCGAAUACAUUUUUUGAGGUCCUUGCCAUUUCAGCGUGGUUAAGGUUUAAACCCAUUUACGAAGAUGCUGGUUGAUCUUUAGUGGAACAUACUUGCAAGCUAACAAUGAAAUACUAGUCUGAAACCUGGGCAUGCUUAUUUGGAAGUUAUGUUCCACUCAACUCAUUUCAAUUCAGGCUGUUAAGUUGCCCCCCCCCAAAAAAAAAACAUGGGAAAGGGUGCUCUUAUCAUUAGGAGUGGCUUUUGCAGCCCACCCUCCUCCCUCACUGCAUGAAAACAACAGAAAACUGCAUGAAAACAACUGCAGUUUAGUGUGCUUUGAAUAACUUCAGCACUUUAUAAUGUACAGCAGAACCUUGAUAAAUUGCAGCCGCAAGUGGAAGACAUGCACCAUCCCCAAUGGGGAGGUGGGUCACUUUUCUGUUUUGGAACUAGCCAAGUAAAUGAACAAAACAUGAAACUUAUGUUUGCAAAAUUGUGUCAUUUAUUUAUUUAGCAAGCUUACCUUAUGAAUUAUUUGUCACUAUACCACUAGCAAAGCAGUUAACAUACUAAAUUAAUUGGCCAAAUUAAUGACAUCUCUGUAAUAAAAGACCUCAGUACAGUAAUUUUUGCUGUCACAACUUUGCUGAAGAUAAAAUGGUUAAGGCGCAUGUUCUGUGUUUGUGGGGAAAACCUAGCUGUCCCGCAGUUUAACAAGGUUCUACUGUGUCUUCUUUUUAUACAAGGAUUUCCGUUACUAAAUAAUAUGUGUAUAACUGACUGCAUCGUAAAUUACUGUUCCAAGUACAUACUAUAUUAGCAUGACUAAGAGCAUAUUUGUCUGUGCGCACAAAAGAUCCAAAAUCAGGAUAAAACAUGGAUUGCUGGUUUGUUCUGUACUGUAAUUAGUGAACUCUGGAAGUGCUACCAAACACUGAAUUUUGCAAUAAACUUUUUUUUAUUAAA